CCCUCCCCCUGCCUUCCUUUCUACCCCCCUCUCUUCGGUCCUCCUCGUUGUUGCUCGAUCCCCCUCUUCCUCUCGCCCCAACCCCCAAAACCCCCUCCCCCCUUCACCUCUCCUUCAAAUCCACCCUCAGACCGCUCUUCCCUUCCGUUUCUCUGCAUAAAGUUCCGUCCUCGUCGUCAGAUCCCCCUCGUUCCCUCAUUCCCGACGUGAUUCGCCGAUCAAUGCGGGCUCCGGAGCUGUAGGGAUGGGCGAGGACGGCCGGCUGUGGCGCUCCGAGAUGGCAUGCAGGGGGGCGUGCUGAGCGACGCGGGGACAGCGGGCUGGCGGUGCUGGAGAUGGCUGCCGACGAGUCCGGGGCGGCGGCGGGGCCGGCGCAGUUGGUGAUGGUCAAGCGGGAGCUGCUGGCUGCGUGCAUGACAUGUCCCCUGUGCCACAAACUCCUCCGCGACGCCACCACCAUCACCGAAUGCCUUCAUACGUUUUGCAGGAAGUGUAUCCUGGAGAAACUCACCGAUGAGGAAGUAGAUUGCUGCCCGAUAUGUAAUAUUGAUCUGGGUUGCACUCCAAUGGAGAAGCUCAGACCUGACCACAAUCUCCAAGAAGUGAGGGCAAAGAUAUUUCCAUUCAAAAGAAGAAAUGUUAAUUCUCCAGAAGUUGUGCCUCCCACUCAAUUGCCUGCUAGAAGAAAAGAAAGAUCACUUUCUUCUUUGGUGGUAAACACUCCUCGAAUAGCAACACAGACAGGUCUGACAGGAAGAAGGACAAAAGCAGCUAGAAGGGCUGCUGCACUGCGUGGAUUGGGUCCUGUUAUUACUCAGUCUAUUAAAAAAGAGGAUACCAGUGCUGAAAAGCAAGCAGAAAACUCAAACUCAACUGAGACGUUGAGCAAGAUGACUCAAAACAGAAGACAGACUUUUUCAAAAGCAGAGCCAUCUAACCAUAGACCUAACAAAGACACAGAGAGUGCUGGAGAGUCCUUGCUGGAUAAGAAUGAGCUUUGGAAACGGCUGGUUGAAGCUGCAAACAGAACAAAGUCUCCUAAGUCUAGUCCUCGGAGUCCUGUUAUGAAGGCAGAGCAAAUCAAUGGUUUUGAUAAUGAAGUACAGUUUCAUAAAGCAAAGGGUAGGGAACAUCCAAAUAAAUUGAAAACCCAUGAGGAGAAAAAUGAAAGUAUUCACGCUUCAGUGAUGGUGAGAGCUAGGAGACUGCAAGGAAAUAGCCGAAAAAGGAAAGAGCUAGGAACCUCAACUCAGACGCUACUUGAUUCUGCAAGUGCCCAGCGUGAAAGAAGGAUAAAUCAAGUUUGGUUUUCAUUAGUUCCUUCUUUUGACCGGGAAGGAGAUUCACCAUUGCCCCAGAUACCUGCAAAUUACUUGAGGAUCAGGGAUGGGAAUCUAACUGUUUCUUUCAUCCAAAAAUACCUUGCAAAGAAGCUUAAUAUUGCAAGUGAAGCUGAGGUGGAAAUUACGUGCCGAGGCCAACAAGUGAACCCCAGUCUGACACUGCACAGUUUAGUAGAUAUGUGGCUCAAGGGUGGAUCAUCGCAGAGGGUGCAAGCAUCCAGUGGCACCUCAGCCAAGGAGUUCGUAAUGGUGCUUGCUUAUGGUCGUCGCAGGGUUCCUGCUGCAUGAAUGUGUCACACCAGUGUCUUUCGAAUUCUCCAAUAAGCCUGUCAUAUUUUAGCCCUUGUGUAACAGGUGGUUAUAGGAUUCCUCUCUCUUAGAUGAGAAGUGCUGAGCCUGAUCUUUCACAGUAUGCCUUUUAUGUCGUAUCGUAUCCGUUAGCAUAUGUUGCGGUGCUUCGUUUCAUAUGAACAUGUCCUUGUAUAAGUUUGUACCAUUACAUUUUUAUUUUAGUGACUUGCAAGAGCAUUAUGUUACUCUUUCCCCA
Molecule: messenger RNA, 1890 nt
Organism: Elaeis guineensis (African oil palm)
Lineage: Eukaryota; Viridiplantae; Streptophyta; Magnoliopsida; Arecales; Arecaceae
Product: E3 ubiquitin protein ligase DRIP2
Molecular function (GO): ubiquitin-protein transferase activity
Source: RefSeq, a predicted model, not a curated record